AUGGGCAACAAGCAAGGCAAGCCCGCGCGGUCCAAGUCCGUCGGCGACAAGCCGGUCGCUAGUAAAGCAAAGGAGACGACUGAAAAGAUCGUACCCAGCAACGAGGCCGCGACGCCUGAGAGCCCGCCAGACCAGGAAGAAAUCAUCGAACAGUGGAAGCUCUUCAACGACCUCGAGAACCGCGAAGAGGCCGAUGUGUAG
Messenger RNA from Saprolegnia parasitica CBS 223.65, 201 nucleotides. RefSeq lists its product as hypothetical. The record is from RefSeq and is a predicted model, not a curated record. NCBI's taxonomy places the organism in Eukaryota, Oomycota, Saprolegniomycetes, Saprolegniales, Saprolegniaceae. The transcript is spliced from 3 exons. Bases 1 to 201 code for a protein of 66 amino acids.